Sitodiplosis mosellana (orange wheat blossom midge) is the source of this 4797-nucleotide messenger RNA. RefSeq names its product cytoplasmic polyadenylation element-binding protein (gene orb). The record is from RefSeq and is a predicted model, not a curated record. The transcript is spliced from 11 exons. Gene Ontology annotation, cellular component: synapse; nucleus; neuron projection. The coding region runs from base 1014 to 2945 and encodes 643 amino acids. Gene Ontology annotation, biological process: negative regulation of cytoplasmic translation. Gene Ontology annotation, molecular function: translation factor activity, RNA binding; mRNA regulatory element binding translation repressor activity; ribosome binding. NCBI's taxonomy places the organism in Eukaryota, Metazoa, Arthropoda, Insecta, Diptera, Cecidomyiidae.
GAGUGAGUCAGUGAUUUUGUCUGUGACUCUGUGUGGUGUAUUUGUUGUCUUCUUUUUCAUUUUUCACUUGCUAGCGCUCUUUUUCUCUCUCGCUCGUUCGCGCGCUCGCCCGCUCGCUCUGGUUGACGUGGUUGUGUGCUAUACUCGAAAUCGUUCUGCUGUGCGAUGAACAGUUUGCGUAGAGAGACCAAACAGUUUUAUGUAUACAUUUUUCUUCUUUUUUACGUUUUGUUGUUGUUGCUGUAUUCAUUUGAUAUCAACAAAUGCGGCGCGCACACAGAGCGCUAGAAUAAGAACGGGAGAACGACGAAAAUAUAGUGUGCAGAUUUCUUUUCCCAUUGUUAGUUACUGUUGUUGUGGAUCCUCUUCGACAACUAAAUCGACAGCAGCAGCACACAGUGCUCGGUGCAAUGCUCUACGGAGAGAUAGUGUACACACAGUGUGUGCAUUACUGGUAUACGUCACUCCUUUUCCGCCUCGACCAUUUUUAUCACCAACGAAAGAGCACAGUCUGCGAAGUAGCAACAGUACGGUGAUGCCAUUUCAAGUGUUCGGUUGUUCGCGUGCUCUGCACUGAGAUUUCAUCAAAUUGCGAGAGCCGGGCUCACAUUCCGAUUUUGUUCCGUUGUGUGUUUCUUUUUUUCCCUUCUAUUAUUAUUAUUAUUAUUAUUUUUUUUUUCGUUAUUUUUUGAAUUUGUGAUUUAUACAAAGCGAAUGGGAAAGACGAUAUGUGUAUUUUGAAAUUGUGAUUUAUAUUUUUUUUUUUCGAAAGUGAAUGAAGAAAACUAAAAUUCUUCUUGUCAAGAACAACAACAAUAAGAACAAGAACAACAACACCAGCAGCAGCAACAACAAAUUAAAAAUCCUCUUUUGAUACUUUGUGUGUGCUGUGUGUUCCGUAUUGUGGUGUUCUAGGUGGUGUUGUUUGUGCAUCGGCGGCAUACAUUGUUCUGCGUCACACAACUGCUGUGGAACACUAUAACGGGAACGGUGGAGAGAAUAUCGACGCUAAAAUGGUUUCAUUGCAACAGUUAAACUUUCACAACAAUGAAAAAAACAAACCGAUCACUGGAGCCAAUUUGUUGCAGCGACACUCCAUAAAUUCUUUAUUGGAACAACAGGACUUAAUAUGGUCACCAAACAUCGAUGGUGAGUCGAUGGCUAUGUCAGGAAUCUAUGGCCUCCGCAAUUCAUUAUCCGAAUCAAACUCAUCUUUGUCGAAUUCAUCGAUAAACGGCAGUUGCAUUGGUACGUUUGCUGGCACAACGCCCACUGGUAGCAGUCCGGACGAUUCAUCGCUUCAGCUAAGUGCGAGCAUGACAUCGAAUCCAUUCUCCCAGUUAACAUCGGUGUCGCUGUCAUCCAGCGGAUCAUUGAACACACCGAUCAAGAAUUUCGACAAUUUGCAGUUUGACAGCAUUGAUGGGAACACACCUUUGAAAAUCUUUCAAAGGACCCCGAACUAUGAAUGUUCCACACCAAUGUCACCGACGGCACCUUCUUCGACGCAACAAUACUCCCGGAACUACCGUGGAUCGGCUUUGUUUAGAGACACCUCCAGUCCGAUCACACCGUUGAAACCAUUGGAUUCUCCACUUCUCUAUGGUAACUACAAAUCGGCCAACAAUUCCGAAAGUAACAGCAGUAACAGCAGUGGUAAUUCGCCCAACAUCACAUCCAACUCAGAAAAUCUCAAUUUGAUUGACCUUAUCAACUAUUUUGCGGCCAACAACACCACUGAUCCGAUGCAUUUCAAAAACAGCUUAAAUCAAUUCUCGCAAAAUGAUUUGCAAACGCUGAAUGCAUUGAAGUUCAUUCAACAGAGCCAACAGAACACCCAGCCACAAUUCUAUCCACAGCAGCAAACGCAACAUUUGUCAAAUCACUCAUCAAAUAGUGUGAUGGCACAGGCGCCACGUCAAAUUCUUGGCCUAAAUCAGCUGCUGCAGCCGGACUGCAAUUCGAAUCAUUUGAAGAAUUGGCAAAAUAUUGCCAUGGGCAAUAACAUCAACGACACGCACUUGGAUCGAGCUGCAAGAUUCCAUCGAUCGUCGGCUGCACUCUAUGAUGCUACUUGCACAUGGAGCGGAUUUUUGCAGCCACGCGUCCAUAAAGUGGUCAACUAUUCGCCGAAAGUAUUCCUGGGUGGUAUUCCAUGGGACAUCAGCGAACAAUCUUUGAUACAAAUUUUCAAACAAUUUGGACCAAUUAAGGUUGAAUGGCCUGGUAAAGAAAAUCAAGCUGCACAGCCCAAGGGCUAUGUUUAUAUAAUCUUCGAGUCGGAAAAACAGGUCCGCGAACUACUGAACGCUUGCACAAUCCAAGAUGGAAACGAUGCCAAUUCUGGCAACUACUACUUUAAAAUAUCCUCGAAACGGAUCAAAGCCAAAGAGGUCGAAGUUAUUCCAUGGAUAAUUGCCGAUUCGAACUACGUGAUUCCGACAUCUCAAAAAUUGGACCCGAAUAAAACGGUUUUUGUUGGUGCACUGCACGGCAAAUUGACUGCAGACGGCCUAGCAAAAAUUAUGAAUGACCUUUUCGAUGGUGUUGUUUAUGCGGGAAUUGACACGGACAAGCACAAGUACCCGAUUGGUUCUGGCCGAGUGACGUUCAACUGUAAUCGUUCGUACAUGAAGGCAGUUGCGUCGGCAUUCAUUGAAAUCAAAACGACCAAAUUCACAAAGAAGGUGCAGGUUGAUCCCUAUCUGGAAGAUGCAUUGUGUUCGAUGUGUGGUUUGCAUCAUGGUCCAUACUAUUGUCGUGAAAUGUCAUGUUUCCGCUAUUACUGUCGAUCAUGCUGGCAAUGGCAACACUCAUCGGAUCCAUCGUUGCAAAAUCACAAGCCACUGACUCGCAACUCCAAAUCGCAACAAUUGAUUGGGCUUGGUCCGAAUGCAUCAUCUCCCGUCAACAACACAAACGCCUCAUCGAAUUACUACUGCUAAAGUAGAGAAAAAGAGAGUGCUUUACGCAGCUGCAAAACAAUACAUUUUUCAUCAACAUUUAAAUAUUAUUAUAAUUUUUUUUUUGGUUUUAAGUCUUCAAAAUGAUCUAUCUCUUUUGAUCAAACCAAAUCGUGUUCUGUUAGAGUAAAUGCUUGUUUUGAAUAUUCCGUAGAAAAUGAAAGAAAAAAAAACAUCAUCAAAAUGAAUUGAAACCCGGACACACAUUUUCAGACAAAAUGAACGUUAAACCACUUAAAUUGAACAGUAAAAUUGCGUGAAAAGCGAUCUCCAAGAAUUUUGAACAAUAAUGCCGAUUCCGAGGAGCAUUAGCAGAGAGAUCCCACAAUUAUGAACUAGACCGAUGAAACCAUGAAUCAUUCAAUAUCUAUCAAAUGAUGGAGAAAAACAAAACACAACCAGAACAAAACAAAACGAACACAAAACAAGUUUAGGUUUUAAUUAUCCUAACACAUAAGCAAUAUGUUUUUGAUUUGUUUUUAUUUGAAAUGAAAUCUGAAUCAAAAAACAGGAAAAGCGCGCGCGCAAGAUAAAAACGAGAGAGAAAAAAAAGAAAGAAUCGGAAAGAAGCGCGAUUGGAAAAGUUAGCAUAAAUUUUAAUAAUUUGAAUGAUAUACGCUUGAGCAGUUUAUCGAAUGAAAUACGAUCAUAAUUGCAAAUCGUAUGAAUUUAAACCGUUGAUUUUUCCACCAAACAAACAUUCUUAAUUGGAUUUAAUCCCCGUUUUAGCGGUUCGAAAUUUCCACAGAGAAAUAAGAAAUAGAUUUUUUUUUUUUUCGCGACCGAAACACAUUGCGACAACGGCCCGAAUUGAAUCAGCCGACAUCGAACUGAAGAUGUACGAAUGUGUUUUAACACAAAAUGAUUAUUUGUGUCUGGAGUUUUAUAAAACAUUCAUUUUUGAAAUCACAUCGCAAACAUUCAAAACUGAAAUUUAAUCUUAUUUUAUUAGGUUAGUCGAGGAUAUAUUUUGUUUAUUCUUGUUUUUUUUUUCAUUUUCAUUUGCCUUUUUGCAAUCGUUGUUAAAAUCAUUCAAAUAUUUAUUAUGAUUUUGUUGUUAUUUUUUUUUUUUUGCUAUACACAUUUUUUUUUGAACUGUGUCUUUAUUUAAACAGAAGUUUACAUUGAAAAUAUGCAAGAAAAAAAGAACAAAGCAGAAACCAUCACACACACACACACCAUUUGAUAUGUAAAAAAUUGUAAGUCUCCAUAGAAAACAAGAUAGUUAAGUUGUUCCAGUUAAAUGUAUCCGUUUUGAAGUGUAAGUUCCAUGUAAAUUGGAUCAAAUUAUAAUGAAAUUAUGUGAACUGAACUAGACCAAAAGCAAAAAAAAAAACGAAAUGAAAAAUGUUGUAACAUUGAACCAAAUAAUUCAUGAAGAAUGUAGCAAUUAAAUGAAAAUAUUGGUUCGAUUUGAUUCAUUACUUCAAAUUCAUUCCUUGCAAAGCUCAAGCUGAAUCACUUUCUCAACAUACAACAACAACAAGUAACAGAAACCAAAAUACAUCAUAGAAAUUACAGAAACAACAAAAACACUAUACAGAUUAAUGUUGAAGUUGAAGUUUAUACAAUCCAAGCUAACAAUUACUAUGCAAUACAAUUUAGAUAAAUAACCACACAUAUACUUAAACUGGAAUUUAAUGCAGAUGAUGCAAACUGAAGAGAUAACAACAAAAAAAUCGACAGAGAAAUAUGAGUCAGUCACAGAACAAUAACACAAAAAAUAAUUAUAAUUUUGUCUCCGUUGAAAUGUUCAUACAAACAAAUAGUAAAUGUUAAACUCAAAUGUAGAUUUUUUUCUCUCGAAAAAUACACAAUAACCGUUGGCUCAAUA